Molecule: messenger RNA, 3420 nt
Organism: Sesamum indicum (sesame)
Lineage: Eukaryota; Viridiplantae; Streptophyta; Magnoliopsida; Lamiales; Pedaliaceae
Product: putative myosin-binding protein 4
Molecular function (GO): myosin binding
Source: RefSeq, a predicted model, not a curated record
GAUGUUUCUCACAAUAACUUUCAUAGUUGGUGAUCAUAACUCAUAAUCAACCCCAUCAUCUGCGUGUUUUCGUUGCUAUCUCCUUGUGUUCUCUCUGCCCCCCAUGAUGCUGCAUUGACAAAAACUGUUUGAAUGAUCUCUUUCUUAUUUAAAGAAAGAGAAAGCAUCGUGGGGAUUUGAGGUGAUCCUGGAGAUUGAAUCGUUGCAAUGGCUGCUGAAAGUUCAUCUGUGCGGAGGAGGAAGCCGCAUGGAUUUAUGACACUCUUGUCAUCGGCGGCGUGUGAAUGGUUCUUGAUGUUCUUGAUGUUUGUGAAUGCAGCAUUUUCGUAUUUGCUCACAAGAUUUGCUCAGUAUUGUGAACUGGAAACACCUUGUCUGUUAUGCUCAAGGCUUGAUUUUGGGAAAAGGAAACCUGGAAGUUAUUGGAGCCUGUUGUGCAGUAGCCAUAGGGAAGAGAUAUCAUCCGUGGUGUCUUGUUCUGUCCAUGGUAAGUUUGCUGAUGUUCAUGGGAUGUGUGAAGAAUGUCUGAUGCCAAUCGCCACAAGGAACAAAAGGAAUUCUGAAUCAUAUAGGUUGCUGGUGGGGAAAUCGUGGGUGGAUGUCGAUAGAUCUGUUCUUCAGAGCUUAAUGUUGAAUAAGAAUAUAGUCGUUCCUCCGGAUAGUAGGAUGUGUUCCUGCUGCAACAAGCCAUGGAGAGCUAAAUCUAAUGCUGAAAGAUUGCUUGAACCUGGCCUCGUUGGGUUGGGGGCUUCCAAGGCUAAUGUCAAGCCUCCUCUGCCUCGUGCGCCAGGCCGCAGUCGUUUCAGUCGUCGGGAUAGCUUGAAGAGGAUAAGGGAUAAAGCCUCAGGGGCAAUGGGCAAUAGUGUUGAUACAUUGUGUCAUGUAGGCUAUACCAAGCUGAAAAUCUCAUCUGAUUCAGAGUCGGAGGUCCCCAUCUCAGAGGAUGAUGAUGAUGGAAAUACUGGUUCUCAUGGGGUAAACCGUGGUGAAAUCUUAAAUGUGGUUCAAUGUGAUAGGAAAGUUCUCGAUCAACCUAAUCUGGUAGAUCCUAGUGAGCAGAAGUACAUGGAUUCUUCAUCUUCAGAUGCUUUCAAGCAGCACGUUCUGGGAGAUCUUGAUUGGAGAAAGUCUUGCAAUGAGCCGAGUCCAUCAUUGAAACAGAAGCUAACUUCUCUAGAGAAUGGUUCCCAAGUAUCUGAUGUUGUGGGACCUUCUGUUGGGCAGUCGGCAGAGACUUGUAAAUCUGCUGUUUCUCUCAAUCACAUGCUAGCCAUCCAUGUACCACCCGAGCCCCUUCCUUUUCACAACGUUCCUUCCUUAGUUGCUGCCAAGAAAGGAGAUGCAUCUGUGGUCAAAGAUAUAGAAGCUACUGCAGGAACUUCUUCAAAUGAUGCUCAUUUGUUAGACUCAAGUAAUCUUGACUGCAAUGAUGCUCUGACACGGGACGAUGAAACUCAGGAAUUAUUCGACAAACAUGAACUUGAGCCAGUUAACAAAUGUGAUUCUGCUAAAAUUGAAGAAAAUGUGAAGAUUGUGCCACAAAUACCAGCUUAUGAGGUUGGUUUGUUGUCGAAUGAUACCAGUCCAAGAGCUCAUGACGAAGAUGAUAAGUCUGGAAUAGAUGAAGAUUUUGGUUCUGAGGUUCUUCCGGUUUCAGGGUCAGAUAAACAUGAAUUUGAGCCAGUUAAUAAAUGUGAUUCUGCUAAAACUGUAGAAUCAUUGGAAAUUGAAGAAAAUGUGAAGAUUGUGCCACAAAUAUCGGCUUAUGAGGUGGGUUUAUUGUCAAAUGAGACCAGUCCAAGAGCUCAUGACAAAGAUGAUAAGCCUAGAAUAGAUGAAGAUGCUGGUUCUCAGGUUCUUCCGGUUUCAGGGUCACCAACCACAAAUGAAUCUGACUAUGAAGCUCUGGUAGGAAUCACUGUGAGUUAUAUUGAAGGUGAAAGUAUUGUUGAUAUACUGAAACGUCAGAUUGAACACGACCGAAACAUCAUUAAUUCUUUGUACAAAGAAUUGGAGGAAGAAAGAAAUGCUGCUGCUAUUGCGGCAAAUCAGGCAAUGGCCAUGAUCACAAGAUUGCAGGAGGAGAAGGCGACACUUCAUAUGGAGGCCUUACAUUACUUACGGAUGAUGGACGAGCAAGCAGAGUAUGAUAUGGAGGCACUGGAAAGGGCUAACGAACUCCUUGCUGAAAGGGACAAGGAAUUGCAAGACAUGGAAAUUGAGUUAGAUUUCUACAGAAGUAACUUGCUUGAUGAACAAGAGGUAUACAACGUACAGAAAGAGACCUCCAUUGUGUAUAAUCAAGUCGCAGCCCAUACCGAAAACAUUCCUAAACUGAUGAACAGUUCCGCAUCAAACCUUGAUGAUGAAAAACACUCCGUCUGGCAAGGUUUAAAGAAGUUGGAGACUCAUCUCCAUCAAGCUCAUCUUAGUGGGAAAUUAGAUGGACUGCCGUAUGUCCUAAAUCCUGAGAAGAUCAAAGUAGAGCUUGCUAAUCUUGAAGAAUUACCCCCCAAUGGUGAGACAUUAAAUCAGAAGAAAGAAGAGGACGGUUCAGUCGUGCACAAAGUUAUUCCCCUGUCAAAUGGAAAUUACUCUCAAGAUGGUGCAUUAUAUGGCAAUCCAACUCAGGGGAAGGAAAAUGUUUGUCUGCAUCAAAACAGUGACAACUUCUCAGCAAAUCAAGGUGAAAUAAACUCCAGCAUUGUUGAUAAGGAAAUUGCAGAACUUCAUGACAGGCUGGAAGCUCUUCAGAAGCACCAAAACCUGCACAAGCAUGCUUCCGAAUUGCUCAGAAAUGGUAAAAAUGGAACACAAGUAGUUCAGGAACUAGCUCAUCAGAUACACGAGUUGCGGAAAAUUGAAGUCCAAAGAUGACUUCCCUUCCCUGGAAAUAGCAUAUCAAUCAACUCAAUGACGAACGACUUCAAGAGAAGGGCUGUGGCAGACAGAGAAAGCCAUCCACAUCAUCAUCAGACAGAGAUGAUCGAUAUCCAUCUCAGGCGUCAGCCUGGAUAUUGCUGUAAUUACAAGACUUUGCAUAGAAAACUCCAUUUAUAUUAGAACAUGUAUAAACAAUCCAAAUUCUUUCAGGAUUAUGUUCCAUCUCAUGAGUUGAGAUCAUGAACAUAGCAGGCCUCGCUGGAUAGCAUUUUAGUAGAGUUAAUGCAGGUUAUUCCAUGCAUUAAACAACCUUGUAAUAUUCGGAGAUCACGCAUGUUUUAUGUAUGGCUGCAGGAGUUUUAGGCGUGCUCUCCAUGUCGAAAAUAGCAUAGAGUAGUUUCGACAUCUUUUCAUCUGUUUAUGCAGUGGAAAUCUGCUUCCUGUGAAAGUUCAAGUGCUGUAGUUUUCUUUCUUUACCUUCAUUUUCUACCAUGUUUAUAUAUAGAAAUAAAUAUAUACUUUUUGCUGAUAGCUGUA